Molecule: messenger RNA, 7012 nt
Organism: Drosophila ananassae
Lineage: Eukaryota; Metazoa; Arthropoda; Insecta; Diptera; Drosophilidae
Gene: SIFaR
Product: neuropeptide SIFamide receptor
Exons: 5
Coding region: 2009-4354 (781 amino acids)
Biological process (GO): G protein-coupled receptor signaling pathway
Cellular component (GO): membrane
Molecular function (GO): peptide binding; neuropeptide Y receptor activity
Source: RefSeq, a predicted model, not a curated record
UAUCCGAUCCGUCGGCUCUUAUCGGGAACGGGUCGUGUCUGUCGUGCGGAUGGCCAGAUAGCCUGAAAAACGAGCUACCGUGGCCGCAAUGGCAGCAGUCCUCAUUCAGACGCGAAUCCGUUUACAACGCGGACGCCCCAGGGGCGGAUUAAUGCCAUUCAUUUGGCCAACAACAAUAGUAAAAAAAACAACAAUACCGCAACACGGAAACGACCACGCGUAGUGUUAACCUUUUGGAUGUUUGGCUGAUUUUUUCUCAGUUUAUGUUUACCUUAUGAGCGGGGGUGUUUGUUCAUCUGUGUGUGUGUUGUGGGAGUGUUUAUGUGGGAAUUUUCUGACUGCAUCUGGAGUGCAGUUUUUAUCCCUGACAGUUUAAUUAGUUCCACUCCGCCCGCCUCCGACUGAUUUGUCAGUGUCUUGCUGUUGACACUUGGUCAUACGCCCCAUUGGGCCCAUGGGCCAAGUCCAAAGGACUAUCAGGACCAUCAUCUCCUGCAGAUGGCCAGCAGGCAUGUAAGCUCAAUUAGGUUCCCAAGCACUUUCACGCUCGAAAUGGAGCCCAAAUGGCAAUGGCACACCAGCUGUGUAGCUACACAGCAAAUAUGGGAUUAAUUUAAAUUUUUAAGUUUUGAAUAGUAUCCAUAAACAUGUUUUAGAAUGUUGGUAGAAAUAAGUUUUAAACUUUUAUAGAUUUCAAGAAGAGUCCGUACUUCAAAUGAAUUGUUUAAUUUUAAAAGUUUAGAACGAGUUGUAGUCGGAGUCAAAAUUUAAAGGGACCAUGUAUAAUAUACAUUUUAUAUCUUUUUUAGAUAUAUUUGGGAUUGCUUUUAUUAAAAUUAAUAAACAUAAAAUUGUAGAUUUCAAACCAAACCCCAAAUCUUUAUCUUUUAAUAGUAUUGAACUAAAACUUUGUAGACUAUUUCUUAUGGUCAACAAAAUGUCUUUUGAGGUCGACUUAUCAAUACAAAUACAUCGAAUUUCGUCCUGUGCAUGGACAGUUUGAAUUGUGUGACAUGGGGUCCUUAGUCGCCAGUUUGUCUGAUGUAGACACUCCCAUGGAACCGCACAAAAGAUUCUUGAAUCGACUUGGCUCUGUGGCAAUUGUUUCAAUGCCUCAAUGGCAAUUUUUUGGCACUCAAUCGAAGAGUGCUUCGUGUGCUUGGCAGUUGUACUUAAUGGAAUUUUUAUGCGUUGCUAUUGAGUCGCUCAAUUGCUCGUUUUGUCGAUGUUGGUUCGACGGUUUCUCACAUUUUUUUUGCGUUUGCGUUUUUUUUUUUUUUUUUGAGGUCAAAGUGCACGGUGGCUGGCUUUUCAAUUGUGCCAAAAACAGCAGCAAACAUCGGCGGCCAAACAAUGGGAGAAAUGGCAUUAAAAUUAAUUAGCGACGCGCAUGUGUUCUUCGUGGCUGUGACCAUGUCCCUGAGAAUUCCGCUCUCCGCUCGGCGUUCAAUGCUAUCCACACCCGUACCGCCCAGCAUUUGGCCUUAUCUGAAAUAUGCACACGAGUCCUUGGACCGCCGACUUUUUCGUAAUGCCAGCCAAGGUAACAUCAAACCAGCUGACGAACGACCCCAGUGCCCAGAAUUUUAUUCGGAUUCGGAUUCGCAUCCGCAUCCGAAACGGCAACAAACUAUGCUAGGUGAUUUUCAGCCUUGGGGGACAGUGAGCUGCCAGUGAAAAUUGCAUUUGUUGUGCAACCUCAGGGCAUACUUACACCCACACCACACACAGAUACAGUGAUACGCACAGAUCCUGCGAGAAGAUUACAUUGUGGGUCGUGAGUGUUAAUUAAAAGUUGUUCUCUAAUCCAAAAGCCACGAAACUUCCUGCAUAUCCUACAUACAAAACAACCGAAUGUUUCUUAACACCAACGAAAUGCCAAGCGACGAUGCCAUUUUUAUAGACUUUUUGUAAGCAACGACAACUGGGGAGGCGAACCAGACACGAAUUGGAGAUAGCGACUCAAGGCGCCACUAAAAGUGUCAGCCCGUUUAAUCAAGACGGCCUGAUGAUGGCAGCCAGCGGGCGGAUUCGCAAGCGCAAGCAUAAAAGCCAUCUCACUGGCGACACUGCGGCAGCAACACUUACAACAGCAACACCAGGCUCAACCGCCACACCAGCCAGCUUGGCAACCACAGCGGCAACACCAACAGCCACAUCAGGGCCCGGCCGACUGGAGGAUACCAUGGAGGAAGUCUCCCUAGCCGGGGACUAUAAUAAUUUCACGCAUAAUUUCGUCGAUUUGCAGAACCUCUUGAAUUUCAACGAAUUGCUGAGCAGCAGCCAGAAUGGAACCGCCGGCAGUGGUGGCAGUAGCUUCGAUAGUACCUCGAGCGCAUCGAGUGCCAUUAAGCUGACUAACGGCGCCAUUAAGGACACUCUGCUAGGAACGGUCCUGACCACCGCAACGGCCACGGUGGCGCCGGCGGCCAGCUCCCUGUUGGCCAAGCUGGGAGCUAGUACGACGUCGGCAACAGCGGCAGUGGCAGCGGCAGCAGCCGGAGGAUCUCGGACGGCCAUAGCCGAUCCCACCACAUCCACCUAUUAUGCAAACUUGCUAAACAUGUCGCCCGCCACCACCAGUCUGAUCUCGGCGGCCGCGGCCACCAAAUCCUACAACGACAGUGUCCUGCGGUGGGAGCAGCUGGACGGUAGCGUGGACUUCACCUUCGAUCCCCUCUAUCGGCACUCGCUGGCCAUGUCCAUAGUGUACUGUGUGGCCUACAUCCUGGUGUUCCUGGUGGGACUGGUCGGCAACAGUUUCGUGAUUGCCGUGGUGUUGCGAGCACCCCGAAUGCGAACGGUGACGAACUACUUCAUUGUGAAUCUGGCCAUUGCGGACAUCCUAGUCAUUGUGUUCUGUCUGCCAGCCACUCUGAUUAGCAACAUCUUUGUGCCCUGGAUGCUCGGAUGGCUGAUGUGCAAGUUUGUGCCCUACAUACAGGGCGUCUCCGUGGCGGCCUCUGUCUACAGCUUAAUUGCCGUCUCCCUGGACAGGUUCAUUGCCAUCUGGUGGCCCCUGAAGCAGAUGACAAAGCGACGUGCUCGCAUCAUGAUAAUUGGAAUAUGGGUAAUCGCGCUAGUGACCACCAUACCCUGGCUGCUCUUUUUCGACCUGGUACCCGCCGAGGAGGUCUUCUCUGACGCCCUCGUAUCGGCCUACUCGCAGCCGCAAUACCUCUGCCAGGAGGUCUGGCCACCUGGCACCGAUGGCAACCUGUACUUCCUGCUGGCCCACCUGGUGGCCUGCUACCUCCUGCCCAUGUCUCUGAUCACGCUCUGCUACGUGCUCAUCUGGAUCAAGGUUUCCACGAGAUCCAUUCCCGGCGAGUCGAAGGACGCCCAGAUGGACCGAAUGCAGCAGAAGAGCAAGGUGAAGGUCAUCAAAAUGCUUGUGGCCGUGGUAAUCCUGUUUGUACUUUCGUGGCUACCGCUCUACGUCAUCUUUGCGCGUAUUAAGUUCGGCUCGGACAUCUCUCAGGAAGAGUUUGAGAUUCUUAAGAAAGUUAUGCCGCUGGCCCAGUGGCUCGGUUCCUCCAACAGCUGUAUAAACCCGAUUUUGUACUCAGUGAACAAGAAGUACCGCCGAGGAUUUGCGGCCAUUAUUAAGUCUCGCAGUUGCUGCGGACGCCUCAGGUACUACGACAAUGUGGCCAUCGCCUCCAGCACCACCAGCACCCGCAAGUCAUCGCACUACCACCAGAACAGUUCUCGAAAGAGUCCUGGCAGCAAGGGCAACGCAGUAUCCUACAUCUACGAGCACAACUCGCUGCGACGGCACAACAUGAUGCUCAAACAGGACAGUAACCUCUCGCAACAGAUGCUACUCAAGCAGGACUCUCACGGAUCACGUCAGUUUCUCAUCAAGCAGGAGAGUUCGUGCAGCGAUGCCUCCGGAAUCAGGCGGCCACUCUGUCAGCAGGAUAGCAAUGGUUCCAAGGUCUCCCUCUCCAAACAGGAUUCAAUUGUGUCCUAUAUGGAGGCUCGACGGGCGGCAGGACACAGCCUGAAUGAUUCAGUGACGGACAGGGACAGCAUCUCGAUUGAAUCCCGGCGACCAGGAGGAACUCCAAGCUCCCUGCUCGACAAGCGCCAGAAAUUCGUGAAACAGGACUCGGUUAUCUCUUUUGUUGAUCAGCGACCCGAGCCACGGCGCCACCAGCUGGUCAAACAGGAUUCGGUGAUUUCCUUUGCCGACCAGCGACGCGGUCUCCUGAACAAACAGGACUCGCUAAUCGCCAACCGGACCGGAGACGCCCCCACCCACCAUGUCUCCAUUCUGAAGAAGACGGACUCGCAGCUAAGCUACGGAGCCUCGGCAUCUCCCCGCAGGAAUGCGGAUUUAUACGAAUAGGCAACCACUGGUUGAUAAAUAUUCUCCUGAAUGAAGGAACUACUAAAGAAUGGUUUGAUUUUCAGAAACUAUCCAAAAAUAAUGUAAUAGAUGGAGCAUGCAUUCUAUGGGGUACUAUAUUUUCUCUUUAAAAAAAAGUUUUUGUUUUUAAAAAAUGAAACUUUCAUACACUACAGAAGAAGGAUUAUUAAGAAAUCCUGCUAUAUGCAAGACAGAUAUAAAAUUGGCAAUAUUUCAUAAAUUAUCUUAAACUUUAUAUCCCAUAAAAUGCAUUAUCCCUAAAAACUUUAAUCGAUUAAAAAGUCAAACCAUUCUAAAAACAUAUAAAACCGCAACGAUACCAAAAAAAUCUUACCGAACCAUAAAAAAAAAGUGCAUAUAUAUUAUAUAUUUCUAUAGUGGCUAGAGAGAAACGGAUCGAAGUGAAGGGAGAGUGAUAGGCCUACGAUUGUGAUAGAAGUCGGCAGUGCUGGUGGGUUAAGAACUUCAGACAGUGCCGCACAUAUCCGUCAUGUCAUCGUCGUUGGGACAGUGCCAGUUGGGAUGGACAUCGGGUUGGACCAAUAUGGGGUGGGUAUAUCUAAUCAGAGAUCGCUUAGCUAGAAAGAGACACGCCACAGAGGGGCACAGGAAACAGGAAACAGGACUACCCACACCACACAACACAAAACCACACAGACACGCAAAAACCCACAGACCUAAUAGUUAAUAGAUGUUUUAUACGUGUUUCAGAGGUACUACACAAGAUAUAAACUACUCCUUGGCUAUGGCUAUAUAAUACCUAUAUAUAAAAUAUGUAUAUGUACCGUUACGCAGUUUUAAGAUUGUUUGUACUCGAAAUUUGCUAUAUGGAUGAUGAGAAGAUGAAAUACGACAUGAUGGGGUUGGGAAUCGUGAGAAGGCGGUGGGUUUAAAAAUAGCUUUGCUAAACUUUUUGUACGAUGGUCAAAAAUUGAGUGAAACGGGCAAGUCCAGUAUCAUAUAGUUGAGGAAACGAAACAAAACAAAAUGAGAUAACACCGAGGUCUAAAGUAACGUACCUACUAAAUUUUUGUAUGGAAAUUCUUACAAUUUAUACAUAUAUAUUUAUAUUGAUUUUGGAAUAAGCAAUAUGCAAUACAAGCGUAUGGUCUGCUCGUACGCCGCGUAUCUAUCAAACAACAAUAAUCAAUUUUAUUAGAAUUUUACACAACCGAGUUGCGGCAGCGGCAGCGACAGCGGCAGCGGAAGCGGAAGUGGCACAGCAGCGGAAAUGGCUUGGUCAAUAAUGGAAUACAACGGACGAUUGUCGAUCGAUUAAUUCGAUAGCUAUCUCGAUAGCUAUGGCCAGUGGUAGUGUAGGCAUCGAACGCGCACAAGGCAGCACUUUUGACCAUGCUAAUGCUAAGCGAGGGCUGGGAACGAUGGAAUGGUGUAGAAUAGGGAUAUAGGGACAUAGGAUUAGGAUUAGGAUGAUGAUGAGGAUGAGGAGGAGCAAGAGGAGUAAUGUGAGCACACAGCAGGCAAAGAUUUCGCACUAAACGUAUCACUACAAACUAACAAAGAAGCAAACAAUAAUCGAACUCAAAUUCGUUAAACACUAAACACCAAUGAACUUUAAACUAUAUGAAGUAAAAAAAUAUAAAGGAUGCAGGAGAAUAGAAGGCGAAUCAGGAGGAGAAAUCAAUGGUAAAACUAUGAAACUAAACAUAAAGAUUAACUAUGCAAUUUUAUUGUUAGCCAAAAUUUUAUAAAUGUCAAGUAACGAACAAGUAAAUAUUUAUAUGUAUACAGAAUAUAUCAAGUAUGGAACAUAUGUUAUAUGUAUAACUUUAUAUACUUCGAUGACAUUAGACGCUGAUUUGUAGAGAUUUGUCUCGCUUAGAUGUCCCCGAAAUCGGCUACAUGUUUCAUUUAAGCCGUAACGUAACCCGUAGUCUCCCUUCAGAACUUGGGUAGCUUUAAGCCCAUUCCCAGGAUCUAAAUCGGCCUGUUCAGAACUCCAGUGCUUAAUGCAAGACAAGAAUCUACAAUGAGGAAUAUCAAUAAUAUAUUUCAAAUAUACAUAACAUACAUAUAUUUAUAUAGGCUUAAGUCAUAUGCCAGGCAAGAGAAGAAGUCGAGCAACAAAGAACAACGUCUAGUAAAAAAAAACUACGAAAUACGAGUACACAUUUUAUGCUGCAAGUAUGUAAAAGCGCCCAAUAGAAAUGUCCUUUCCCGCUUUCGAUUCCACUUUAAGACGAACUAGAAAGUAACGAGCAGUUGGAGGAUCAAAAAACAAACAAGUAAUAUUUAUCAAAUAAAGCAAAUUGAACUUUAGGUUUUAAAGUUUUAAAACGUAGUGCAUACCCAUACACAUAUAAUUACAUGUGCAUUAAGUUCGUUAUUUACCGAUGCUGAAAACGCAUUAUAAAAACCAAAUCGGAAGUUAACCAGUUAAACAAAAAAUCAAAAACCAAAAACAUGACAUUAACGGCAACACAAUAUCUAUAUAUGUAAAUAUAUAUGUGUUUAUGUAUACAUAUAUGUAUAUUUAUCGCAUACAAAUAACACCAAGAAUACAUGCAUGUUAGCAGAAAUAAUAAAUAAAUAACUAAUAAACUAAAACUACUUGUUUAAAUUUGGCGCUUCAUAGUUAUCGAUAAGGUGAUUGUUUAUAGGACUCAAAAUGUUUGU